CCACCCAAGCCACCGGAGGUUGUCCCAGUCGCUAGCCUCUGCCGGCAAAACUCACCGCCGUCACCCGGAGUCACCUACAAAACAAAAAAAAAAUAUUGUUAUUAGAUUCCGGUGACCGGAGCUGCAAGCGGCGCCGAAGCUCAGGCGAAGGAAAAAAAAAGAAGUCCUGUUGUCAAAUCAUCACUGUCUUUCCCAAAAUUUUUUGGAAAAGCAGACUGCAUUGCCACCACAAUACACACCCGCAAAAGUGAGAAAAAACUGAUUAUUGUCACAAUCACUCUGUCAGGGUGACAGACGUUGUUGAGUUCCCAAUAAAGUAGGUGGAGUUCCCAACAUAGCCUUCUCGCAAGUGGAUGCCAGGAUAGAAGCGGCUCCGAAUAGAAGAGGCCACUCACAUACAGGCGGAACGCGGCCAUAUGUAAAAUCGCCCAACCCAUCUCCGACCGAAUUUACGAGCGCGGAAGCAUCAGCCAACGCGAGUGAUUCUAUGCCCAUCCAUCUUCUACCCCGACGCCGACAAGUACAGAAGGGUAAGGAUAAUUCAGAGAGGAGGAGAUUAGGAGGUUGGGUUGCGCGGAAAGGAAGAAGGAGAGACGAGGGAGAAUGAUGCGGCGGAAGGCUAUAGCAGCUUCCGAUAAAACAAAAAAAAAAACAAAAAAAACAACAGCGAAAAACGAAGAAGUGAAGAUAGAAGGAGACGUACACAACUAGGGUACAGGUCUCAAGACUCGGUGCCCAUACCGCAAAGCCCGCCCCAUCAUUAGUGUCGCGUCACUUGGCCCGAUCCGCAACACAACCCGUGGCUCACCUCACGCUGAUGACGCGCCCGUUCCCCGCUCAGUUCCUCCUCUCGCGGGCCGAGGAGCCCGCCUCAGGCCCACUAAAAUAGAUGGACCCGGGUUUCCUCACGCACGAUAGUCAACAUGUGAUCCGUUAACGCAACGCUUAAAUUAAAGCGUCUCAUCUCCAACAUAAAGCUAAGUAUUCUACCACUCUUAAAUUCUUACUUUUAUUUUAAAUAUUGGACAAUCGUGAACCCUAUUGGGGGCAACGAUGUACCAAACAAUAUGGGAGAUGAGAAACUCAAUAAAGCGACAUAUUAUCACGGCCCAUGCCUCGACUAGUCAAUGCCAUGGUGAAUCUACAAAUAAGUCUCAACGAAGCAUACAAAUAAGGCUUCAAUAAGAGCAUCGGUGAAUCUACAAAUAAGUCUCAACGAAGCAUACAAAUAAGGCUUCAAUAAGAGCAUCGGUGAAUCUACAAAUAAGUCUCAACGAAGCACACAAAUAAGACUUCAAUAAGAGCAUCAGUGAAUCUACAAAUAAGUCUCAACGAAACACACAAAUAAGAUGUUACACCCCGACCUUUGGGUUCAGGUUCGACCAUAAUACGUGAACGGUUGGAUUAACGGUUACGUACUAAGGAUUACAACCGCGGAUUAGGAAUAAUAAUAAUAAUAAUAAUAAUUCUUAUUAUUAAAAAAUGGCCAAGAGGACCCUCAUUGUUUUCCCAUCACCUUCCCCCCUACGCCAAAAAAAACCUUCCCCAUUCACUAAUUAAGGAACCCUGCCGCUCAAACUCCUUUCCCUAGCUCGACUAAUCCCAUUCCCCACUCAGCCUCCACAAUUAAACCCUCCCACAGUCCCACGAUCAAUUUCUAUUCCCCACCAGCGGCGGCGGCGGAAGCUUCUUCUUACUCCCGACGUGAGACGAUCGUAGAGGGCAGCGAAGGAAGGCGGCGGUGUCGCAGGCUGGAAGACGAUGGGCUCAACUGGCGCCACUUCCACGACCACCAAAGCUUCAUCGCGAAUCGCCUGGUCUUGGGAGGCAGCAUCGACAUUGGAAGAUCACUUUUUGUGGCUCGCCUUGGCUUGGAUCAAUCGAAUUGGCUGGGAUCCUGAAAACGUGCCUGCUUAUGAUACUUUUCGCUACACUUUGCUUAUGGGUGCUGAAGGAAUGAUGGAGGUUUUGAAAUGUUUGGACAUAAUGAAGGAUAAGGGAUGCCAUCCAGGUCACAAAUUCCUUUCGUUUUCCCUUGAAAGUUGCCGUAAACAUAAUGAUCUUAAAGCGGCGGCGAUAGCCAAAUAAGAGAGGGAGAGAGUAGACCAGGCGAUGAGAUCUGCUCAAGGGAUUUUGCUGUGCCAAUCACGCCACGAAGAUCGCUCACCAUAAGCCAGCACCGAUGCUUGCACUUGGGGUAAGAAAUUUCGUCCUUUGUCAAGCUUAAAUAGUGGGAUACGAAUGUCAUUCUCGUGGAACAUUGCUGGGCGGUGGGGUUGCAUGAUGAACGUCCCAUUAUAAUGGGUGAAUGGAUUUAUUUACGUGGUCAGCUUCAAAAUUGAAGAGGGCUUUAUGUUGGCAAAGGUGGGAGGAGGUUCUAAAGUGGGGGAAUAAGAAGCUUUAGUAAAAUCUAAUUGAAUUA
Molecule: messenger RNA, 2422 nt
Organism: Linum trigynum
Lineage: Eukaryota; Viridiplantae; Streptophyta; Magnoliopsida; Malpighiales; Linaceae
Source: the annotation of a GenBank genome assembly